AUGGAGAUUUAUUCUCCCCUCCGUCGAACUCCUACCAGCACCUCUGAAAACGACACUGACGAUAACGCUGUUCUCACUGCUGUUCAGUCAACCAGCUCCUCUACUACAUCUGCCCCUCGCCCUACCCAAAGAUUAACUGGCCGCACCCCUUCAACCCAUUCCUUAUUGGCCGCGCACAGGAAUCCCGAUGUCCGCAAGGGUGCCCCUGCUGAGACUACAAAGGCCUCCGCUGGCCGCUCGAGCAUAAGUAUGCCGCCUCCGAACACCAAGCCUAGCGCGGAUAGACGUCUAUCGGCCUCUGUUUCUUCAAUUCGCUCAGUGAGGAAGUCUGAGGAAUGUGCUAGGAGCCCGCCGUCUUCUGUCAAAUCUGUUAGAAGCAUUGAAGGAGACAGGACACCCUACGGCAGCUCUCCAACGGCUCAGAACUCUACAACAGCCCAUGAUCCCACGAUCGUUACAACCACAUCUACUUCCAUUGCCCCCGGUCUGCCUGUGCUAUCCCCUCCAGCCUUCAAUCCAAGCGUUCCUAAUCCUUCAGAUCUAGUCUCAAAUACGUCAUCUCAGAUCGCUUCCCCAACGACAUAUGCUGCCAAAAGCGACAUGGCUUUACCUGCUGCGACUAUUGGCCAAUCUUCAGGAACCACUGGAAUUGCCGGGAAGUCUGAUGGUGCAGAUACCGCAUUCCCUGCUCGUCCGCCUCGGAUACCCCAUCCCCGUUCAGCUUCCGGUCGACGCUUGAGUACUGCGGGAUCUUCCAGGAAUGAGAGCAUUAAUUCCGAGAAUAAAACGCCAGUAGGCAGAAUCGGGGUUUGCGCUCUUGAUGUCAAGGCCAGAAGUCGACCCAGUCGUCAAAUCUUGACACGCCUUCAAGGAGAAGGGGAAUUUGAAGUUAUCGUCUUUGGUGAUAAAGCAAUUCUCGACGAGGAUGUUGAGAACUGGCCCAUAUGCGACUAUCUUAUAUCUUUUUUCUCCGACGGCUUUCCUCUCGACAAGGCAAUCGCAUAUGUCAAGCUACGGAAACCAUUUGUCGUCAAUGAUCUGGCCAUGCAAAAGGUCCUUUGGGACAGACGUUUGUGUCUUAAAAUCCUGGACCAAAUGCAGAUUCCUACCCCAAAGAGGAUAGAAGUCAACCGUGAUGGUGGACCAAGGCUAGAGUCGCCGGAGCUUGCCCAGCACGUGAAAGCCAUGUCGGGUGUGGUUCUAGAGGGUGCAGAGGAUGGCACAGGAGGCGGCACUCCAAUUACAAAAUCCGUUGAACUGACGGAAGACGGAGACACUUUGGUUGUUGAUGGGAAACCAUUCAAAAAACCCUUUGUCGAGAAGCCUGUCAAUGGAGAAGACCAUAAUGUUAUCAUCUAUUUUCCCAAGAGCCAAGGUGGCGGCGCCCGACGACUUUUUCGCAAGAUCGGCAACAAAUCUUCAGAGUAUGACCCUGAAUUGACCGUUCCAAGGUGCAUCACGGAACCGAACAGCAGUUAUAUCUAUGAGCAAUUCUUGAAGACGGAAAAUGCCGAAGACGUCAAAGCCUACACUGUAGGUCCCCAUUAUUGCCAUGCCGAAACGAGGAAAUCGCCAGUCGUGGAUGGUUUGGUCCGACGUAAUACACAUGGCAAGGAGCUGAGAUACGUCACGAAACUUAGCGAUGCAGAGAAAGAGAUGGCGGCCAAAGUGUCACGGGCUUUUGGGCAGCGCAUCUGCGGUUUUGACCUCUUGCGAACCGGGUCGGCGAGCUAUAUCAUCGACGUCAAUGGGUGGAGUUUUGUCAAAGAUAACGAGGACUAUUACAACGACUGCGCAAAGAUCCUGAGAAAUAUCUUCUUGGCUGAGAAGUGGAAACGCGAGAAUGCCCUUGGGGAAGAAGUGCAGGUCGAGAAUGGAGGCGACGGUUCUCAGAGCCGCGUAGGCACAAGCCAUUCAGCUCGAUCGGCACUCAAGACGAUCUUGAAGUCCCCCAGCAUGACGAAGCUGUCUCAACAUCUGCCGCAUUCGUCGAGACACCAUCAUCCGGUACAUGCUGGUUCACCCAAGACUUCUUCCUUAACCACGCCAAUGAGUUCGCCACCAAGCAUUGAGAAGAUCACUCAGACUCUAGUUGCACCAACCGCGGGUGAAAAGGACAGCACUUCUCCAUCACCUCUUCUUACAGCCCCAGAUACUGCUGAGAGUGCUCCAGGUACCACGGCUGCUACCAAGGAAGAGGGGCCUGCAGCUCCUAUGCCAAGUUCCAAGCAUUCAUGGAAGCUCAAGGGCGUGGUCUCGGUCAUCAGGCAUGCUGACCGGACUCCAAAGCAAAAACUAAAAUUCACAGCUCACUCCCAGGUGUUCGCCGAUCUGCUCAAGGGCCAUCAUGAGGAGGUGCUUCUGAAGGGUGAAGCUGCGCUGGCAAGCGUGCAGACGGCAAUCAAGGUUGCGCUGAGAGACAAGCUUGAAGACCCAGAUAAAUUACGCAACUUGCAAAAUGCAUUAUCCAAGAAAAUACAUCAACCGGGCACCAAGGUACAGAUCAAACCAAUGUUCCGCAAAAGGAAGCCAGAAGAGAUGCACCCAUCGUCGGAUGCCGACACUCUUACCACUAUAGAAGCUGACCACCAACUGCUCGAGGCAGUCAGCAAUGAGGAGAGAAAAGGAUCAGUGUCUAGCACAAAAGACUUGAGGCGAAUGCAGACCAGGAGUGAUUCAAUGUCUGGUGCCACAUUUUCACGUUUCUCAGCUGCGGAGAAUGAUCUUGUUCUGGACAAGCUGCAACUGGUCAUGAAAUGGGGAGGGGAACCUACGCAUUCGGCUAGAUACCAGGCGCAGGAUCUCGGCACCAAUAUGAGGGACGACUUCAAAUUACUAAACAAGGAAGUGGUCGAUGAUGUCCGAAUCUUUACGAGCUCAGAGAAGCGUGUCAAGACGAGUGCUCAAAUAUGGGCCGCGGCAUUCCUCGACCGCCAGGAUCUGCCCGAAGAUUUCAUUCAAGUCAGGAAAGACCUCCUGGACGAUUCCAAUGCUGCCAAGGAUGUGAUGGACAAGGUCAAGAAGAAGCUUAAGCACCUCCUUCGCGAAGGAACUGUCCCGGACUCGUUUGCGUGGCCAAAAGAUGUCGCAGAGCCAUACGUUGUCAUGCAAAAUGUGGUUGACCUGCUCAAGUUCCAUCGACAGGUGAUGCGGCACAAUUUUAAAAAGCUUUCAACCGGCGCUGUGGCUUCACUCAAUGCAAUAAGUGGCUCUGGAGACGGCAAAGAGGGCAACGGGCACAACAAAGAGACAAUCAGCGUCGCCUCGAUUCAGUCUCGAUGGUGCACUGGCGAAGAUGCAGAACUGUUUCGAGAAAGAUGGGAAAAGCUGUUCUCGGAAUUCUGCGACACCGAAAAGGCAGAUCCGAGCAAGAUCUCUGAGUUGUAUGACACGAUGAAGUACGAUGCCUUGCAUAACAAACAAUUUCUCGAGUGGGCAUUCACUCCCAGUCAAUCGCUCCUGGACGAAAUGGCGAAAGACGAAAGUCUGUCGUCGAGGGCGUCCUUGGAAAUCGACAGAGCAGAGGAAAUUUCGCAAGCCACGAAUGGCUCACGUCAUGAGAACGAUGUUUCGUCUAAUGUGGGGACGCCUGAGGGCAGACAGAGUCUUGCUCAAAAGAUUGGAUUUAGAAGACAAUCAGUCCUUAAACAACCACUCCCGGCGGCUCCUCUGAUGUCGUGGGAACAGGGCGCUUCCUAUUUCAAGUUAUUCAGCGGAUCUGGCGAUGGUCGGCUGAAGCAAGAUCAAAAGCUCGGUCGACUAAGAGAGCUAUACCGAUACAGCAAGAUUUUGUUCGAUUACAUUGGCCCGCAGGAAUACGGUAUCAGUGAUGAGGAGAAACUCGAGAUUGGUCUUUUGACAUCAUUACCCUUACUUCGUGAGAUCGUCGACGAUCUAGAAGAACUACAGGCCGCCGGUGACGCGAAGUCAUUCAUCUACUUCACCAAGGAAUCACACAUAUACACUCUACUCAACUGCAUCAUGGAAGGCGGCAUCCACACCAAGAUCAAACGCUCCACCAUCCCAGAACUUGAUUACCUCUCCCAAAUCUGUUUUGAACUAUACGAAGCUAAAGACGCCGAGACAGCCGAAUCUACCUACUCGAUACGCAUCACCAUCUCCCCUGGCUGCCACACGAUCGACCCUCUGGAUGUCUCCCUGGACUCCAAGCACGCGAUUGGAAGCGCUCCGCGGCGAUCGCUGACAAACCAUCAGGACUGGAAAGAGGUGAUUUCUACCUUGAAAGCGAAGUUCAACACAGUGCAGCUGCCCAAGAGCUUUCUGGCGGUGAAUGUGAGUGAGAAGCAUGAAGAGGAGGCACAACGAAGGGCCAGCUUGUUGCAGAGCGAAGCAGCGAAGGAGAAGCAUGGACGUAAAGAAGGAGAGGACAGCGAGGCUGGAGAUGUAUUUGAGAAUGCGAAUGUACAAGACAAAGAAUUCUCACUGGAAUCGACGCCGGGUAGUCGGCAGUUCGUUCCUGUACAAUUCCUGUCUGCAGAGGAUAGGACUGACGCAAAUGUACCUGCUGAAGAAGGAAGAGGCGCUUGA
Messenger RNA from Fonsecaea pedrosoi CBS 271.37, 4548 nucleotides. RefSeq lists its product as uncharacterized. The record is from RefSeq and is a predicted model, not a curated record. NCBI's taxonomy places the organism in Eukaryota, Fungi, Ascomycota, Eurotiomycetes, Chaetothyriales, Herpotrichiellaceae. Gene Ontology annotation, cellular component: cytosol. Gene Ontology annotation, molecular function: inositol hexakisphosphate kinase activity; 5-diphosphoinositol pentakisphosphate 1-kinase activity; diphosphoinositol pentakisphosphate kinase activity. The coding region runs from base 1 to 4548 and encodes 1515 amino acids. Gene Ontology annotation, biological process: inositol phosphate biosynthetic process; inositol metabolic process. The transcript is spliced from 3 exons.